Messenger RNA from Musca domestica (house fly), 6547 nucleotides. It is a transcript of the gene Cadps, whose product is annotated as calcium-dependent secretion activator. The transcript has 3 exons. Bases 1173 to 5399 code for a protein of 1408 amino acids. Lineage: Eukaryota; Metazoa; Arthropoda; Insecta; Diptera; Muscidae. The record is from RefSeq and is a predicted model, not a curated record. Gene Ontology annotation, biological process: synaptic vesicle exocytosis; dense core granule exocytosis.
UGCUUUACACUCUCCAGUUCAGUCACACUCUACUAGUCGGGCGCAGCAAGAGCUUGCGAGCAUAAUAUUAAAAAUCGUAACGUUCAUACAGUGAUAAACCCUCCUGCAAGGGGGUUAGUUGGAAAAAAAAAGAAACACAGCUGAAACGCAUCGGCCGCCGGAGGACAAAAAUAACUGUCAAAAAGCAAAAAAUUGAAAUUUGUUGAUUAAAUAACAAUCAUUCAUUCGGAGUUCACGAUUGGCAUUGUUUUCGAUUACAUUGAGCCAUUAACCAGUGUUUAGUAGUGUUAACUAACUAAUCGUUAAUCGUGUAGUGUUGUCAUAAAAUACAACCCUGUGCGAAAUCAAUGACAUCCUUUUUAUUGUUCGUUCAUUCGUUCGUUUCCUUUCCGUCUCUUCGACGCAACUACACUAGCUAAAACAACAAACCAUUUCCUCUGAGAGCAACGCAACAACGGCUCAGCUCAACGAGUGAUGGCGAAGAAUUAACAGUUUACAUUCUUCACGGCUGUUUCUGCUCUGGCUAGCUGGCUGGCUGGCUGACUGGUGCUGCUGCUGCUGCUGUUGAUUAUUGAGUCUACAUUCACACCCCUAAUCAGAGCGAAAAGUGGAAGUGAAUGGAAUACCCGAAUGAACCAGGACACACACACACGCACUACUAAUACACAAUACACCAGCAGGAAGAAAACUUUUCUCUGAACCGUAAAUAUAUCGUCUCCAAUAAGAUUCCAAUUUAACCCAAAAACAAAAAGAAAAUAAAUACAAAUACAUUCCAUUUGGCAAAUUCGCCACCAAUCCCAUUGGAUUUGGUUAGGGCGAGGGGGGCAAUUGCUCCAGUGUUUUAAUGCUAAUCAGUUGUAAUGUAAUUGUAUUUUGCCACAAAUUUACUUUUCUGUUGUUCUUUUGUAGCUCUGUGUGUUGUUUUUGUGCAAACAAACCUACACACUCACUCAAACACGCACGCACGCACGCACUUGUAUACUGGCUGGUUGGCUUGCUGGCUGACUGACUGACUAGCUGGUUGGUUGGUUGUUUGCCUCGUAUUUCGUCACUCUGGUGUGCUGGAUAAGCCCUGAACCGUUGUUAUCAUCAUCAGGCUGUUGAACUAGUUACGGCAACAAGGGUAAACGAUCGAUUGCAGGCCAGGCAAGCUCACUGAGGGGUUCUAAACCAUGAUUGAUCCCAGCUCCAGCGAGGAUGAGGGUGAUGAUGAUUCAACUGUCCCAAUACAGCCACCGGCUAAGGGCCGCUUGGCUGCUGGUACAUUACCCACCAAACCAAAAGUUGUUGCAGCAGCCGCUGAGACCAGCAAACCAGCUGUGGGUGCGGCUAGACAAAACGGCGACAUACCCCACAAGGCCUCCGACAGUCUAGACAAAUCUCCAGGACCUACAUCGCUGGCAGCAACUAGUGUGGCUAGCAAAAAUGAGCUAACUGCCAACGAUUCUUCCGGUGCUGCUGGCGGUGCCAGCGGCGGUGGUGGUGGUGGUGCUGCCGGCAGUAUAUCCCAGGAAACUCUAAAUCAAAGUGCCGGAUCUUCAUCGCGCGGUAACUCUCUGCCACGACCAAUAUCACCUUCCCCAUCAGUGGCCAGUGAUAAAUAUGAAUCGGGCGGUCAGCAAAAGCCAGGUAUUGAGGAAGAGGAGCGCAAGAAACGCAUACAGCUCUAUGUAUUCGUUUCGCGUUGCAUAGCAUAUCCAUUUAAUGCUAAACAACCCACAGACAUGACAAAGCGACAGCCCAAAGUCACGAAACAGCAAUUGGACUCCAUAACGCAAAGAUUUCAGGCAUUCCUCAAGGGCGAAACCCAAAUCAUGGCCGACGAGGCCUUUCGCAAUGCAGUACAAAGCUAUCACGACGUUUUCUUGAAAUCGGAUCGCGUCUUGAAAAUGGUCCAACAGGGUUCGUGUUCGAUACAGGACUUUACCGAAGUCUUUCGCAAGAAUAUCGAGAAACGCGUGCGUUCAUUGCCCGAAAUUGAUGGACUGAGCAAAGACACCGUUCUGACAUCGUGGAUGGCAAAAUUCGACGUUAUCCUAAAGGGCACCGGGGAGGAGGAUUCCAAGAAACCGGCUCGGUUGCAACAGUCCCUCAAUUCCGAAUUAAUUCUUUCGAAGGAGCAACUGUACGACAUGUUUCAACAGAUUCUGAGCAUUCGCAAGUUCGAACAUCAAAUUCUGUUCAAUGCCUUAAUGUUGGAUUCGGCCGACGAGCAGGCGGCCGCAAUACGGCGUGAGUUGGACGGCCGCAUGCAAAGGGUAAAUGAAAUGGAAAAGAACCGCAAGCUGAUGCCAAAGUUUGUUCUCAAGGAAAUGGAGUCUCUCUACAUCGAGGAGCUGAAAUCCUCCAUCAAUCUGUUGAUGGCCAAUUUGGAAUCUCUGCCAGUUACCAAGGGCAACAUGGACAGUAAAUAUGGCUUGCAAAAGCUGAAACGCUACAAUCACAGCACGCCUUCUUUUUUGAAAAUGAUUUUGCGUUCUCAUGGCUCUCUCUCCAAACUGGAGGGAGACUCAGAGGAAGGCAUUACGCAGCUUUCAAAACUGGAUGUAGUCUUAAGUUUCCAACUGGAAGUGAUAGUAAUGGAGGUGAAGGGCCUCAAGUCAUUGGCGCCCAACCGAAUCGUUUACUGUACCAUGGAAGUGGAGAACGGCGAGAAAUUGCAAACGGACCAAGCCGAGGCCUCGAAGCCCAUGUGGGACACACAGGGCGACUUUACAACGACACAUCCAUUGCCCGUAGUCAAGGUUAAACUGUAUACUGAGAACCCUGGUAUGCUAGCUUUAGAGGACAAAGAGCUGGGUAAGGUGACAAUAAAACCCACGGCCUUGUCGUCGAAAACUCCUGAGUGGCAUCGUAUGGUGGUGCCGAAGAAUCUGCCGGAUCAGGAUUUGCGCAUUAAGAUAGCCUGUCGCUUGGAGAAGCCACCGAAUAUGAAGCACUGCGGCCACUUGUAUGCUAUUGGCAAAUCUGUAUGGAAGAAAUGGAAGAAACGUUAUUUUGUAUUAGUACAAGUCUCCCAGUACACCUUUGCCAUGUGCAGUUACAAAGAGAAGAAGUCCGAACCGUCAGAGAUGAUGCAGCUAGACGGCUAUACGGUCGAUUACAUUGAAGGAGCUAGUGCAAGCCUUAUGUUCGGCACCGAUCUGAAUGGUGGCCGCUUUUUCUUUAACGCUGUGCGAGAGGGUGAUAGUAUUGCCUUUGCCUGUGAUGACGAAAACGAAUGUAGCCUCUGGGUAAUGGCAAUGUAUCGCGCCACUGGCCAAUCACACAAACCGACACCGCCAGUUACUCAGGACAAGAACUCGGCCAUAUCGAAAAUUCAGGGUGAUGCCGACAAGGCACGCAAACACGGCAUGGAGGAUUACAUCAGCGCCGAUCCAUGUUCCCUCGAUCACGCUGUUUUCUUUAAGCUGUUGCAGAAUCUCGCUUUAGAAUAUCGCCUUAAUGAUCAAUACGCUUCCUUAGGUUGGUUCAGCCCCGGCCAGGUGUUUGUGCUGGACGAGUACUGCGCCCGCUACGGGGUGCGGGGCUGUUAUCGGCAUUUGUGUUACCUCUCCGACUUGUUGGAUCGCGCCGAGAAGGAUUUCAUGAUCGAUCCAACGCUAAUCCAUUACUCAUUUGCCUUCUGCGCCAGUCACGUCCACGGCAAUCGGCCCGACGGCGUGGGCAGCAUAACACACGAAGAGAAAGAGAAAUUCACCGAAAUCAAGGAGCGGCUGCGCGUCCUGCUCGAAUAUCAAAUUACCAAUUUCCGUUUUUGUUUUCCAUUCGGCCGACCGGAGGGUGCCCUCAAGGCCACACUCUCCCUGCUGGAACGUGUUCUUAUGAAAGACAUCGUCACGCCUGUGCCCCCCGAAGAGGUGCGACAAAUGAUCAAAAAGAGCUUAGAAUCUGCGGCCUUGGUUAAUUAUACACGCUUGUCAUCGGAAGCUAAAAUCGAAGAAGACUUACGUGGCGAAGUGUCGGUACCGGCAGCGAAGAAGCUAGAGGAUUUAAUCCACUUGGCGGAAUUAUGCGUCGACUUGCAACAGCAGAACGAGGAACACUAUGCGGAAGCAUUUGCUUGGUUCAGUGAUCUGCUGGUUGAACAUGCUGAAAUAUUCUGGUCACUCUUCGCUGUCGAUAUGGACCGCGUCCUAUCUGAGCAACCACCGGACACCUGGGAUUCUUUUCCGUUAUUCCAAAUUCUCAACGACUAUUUACGGGCGGACGACAAUCUGCGAAGCGGUCGCUUCCAUCAGCAUCUGCGCGUCACCUUUGCUCCGCUGGUCGUACGAUAUGUCGACCUGAUGGAGUCCUCGAUCGCUCAGUCCAUCAACAAAGGCUUCGAAAAGGAGCGCUGGGAAAGUAAGGGCAACGGCUGUGCCACCUCCGAAGAUCUCUUCUGGAAACUCGAUGCCUUACAAUCGUUUAUACGUGAUCUGCACUGGCCCGAGCAGGAGUUCCGCCAACAUUUGGAACAGCGUCUGAAAAUGAUGGCCGCCGAAAUGAUUGAACAGUGUAUAGCCCGCACCGAUGCCUCCUUCCAAUCGUGGCUAAAAAAGAACAUUGUCUUCGUGUCCUCAACCGACUACAUUGUGCCGACGGAAAUGUGCGCCAUGGUAAAUGUGAUAUUAAACGCUAAAAAUCAAAGCUUCAAACUGACCACCAUCGACGGAAUUGACUUGUACAAAUUUCACGCUAAAAUUGACGAUCAGCUCGAUAAAGCGAAUGUAGCCAUGACACAAGGCCUGAGUGGCAAACUUAUGUCAGUGCUAGAGUCGACUUUGUCCAAAUUGGCACGCUACGACGAGGGUAGCCUAAUUGGUUCGAUAUUGAGUUUCACGAACGUCUCGAGUUCGGGCAAAGAUCUCGGCCAGAGCUAUGUAAUAUUCUUCCGCAACAACAUGGAACAGAUACGCGGCAAAAUUGGCGACGACUUGUGGACAUUGAAUUUCUUCGAACAAUGGUACACGCAGCAAAUUAAUAUGCUUUGUAAUUGGCUUUCUGAGCGUUUGGAUCACUCACUCCACUAUGCUCAGGUGCAGGCGUUAUCGCAUAUCGUGAAAAAGAUCUAUUCGGAUUUCGAGUUACAGGGUAUGCUAGAGGAAAAGCUGAAUUCGAAAGCAUAUCAAACUGUUGCCCAACGUAUGGCUACCGAAGAAGCGACUUGUGCUCUAACCAUGCCCGAUGUGGCCGAAGGUGAAGAGGGUGUCGAGGAUGGUAGAGCCCUCGACGGCGCCGAAGGCGAGGACGGUGUCGUCGAGGAACCAGGGCCACGCGUUAGAAUGCCUCAGCCAAAAGACGUUACGGCUCAGGCGGCGGCUGUUACCAACGUGGUGGCCGGUCGCGUCGGUAAUCUCCUCGGUAAAGGCAUCGGCGGCUUAAGCUCAAAACUUGGUACUGGCGGUUGGUUCUAAACGAACCAAUAGCGCACCGAUCUCAUUGGCAAAAGGUGGUAAUUGUUUUAGUACUCCCCUUCUGUUUGAGGCUGUUGCUGCUGCUGGUGAUGGUGAUUAGAGUUCGAAUAACGAUGGUGGUAAUAGAGAUGAUACAGGCAGAUGAUGGAUGGAUAGAUAGAUGUAUGGUAUGACCCCAACCCCACCCCGACAAAACACCAAAGAAAAAAAAAACAAAAAAUGCGUUUGGCUAAUAUAUUUUAGACAACAAGAUCAGUUACACAAUAUAUAAAUGCAGCCACACCCACACAGACAUACACACACACAUACACCACCUCUUUCUCUCUGUUUACUUUUCCAAAUGUAACCACAAUAAAAACAACAAAAACAACAACAACAAGAAAUAUAUAGGCACAUUUAUGGAACAAUAUAUUAACGAAUAGAUACCAAAAGAAAAUUUAAAUUUUAAAUUAUAUCUACAAAAUUACAUAUUGCAUAAUGAAUUAUAUAAAGUAAUAACAACAACAACAAAAACAAAUAAAAAAUAUUAUAAAUUAUUAUUAUUAAUAAUAUAAUUAACAUUAUAAUUAUUAUUAUUAUGAUUAUUGAAUUAAUUAAUAAUUAUUACAUAUAUCUUUAAUUACUACUAUAUUAUAAACAAAACCAAAAAAAAAAAAAAACAACAACAAAUUGAUACCAAAAACAACAACAAAAAUAUUAACAUGUAUUGCAUUUUGGUGGCAGAUGUAGCAGUAGAAAUAAUUAAUUUUUACUAGGCAAAUUACUUACUUACUUCGAAACAAAACCAAAUACGUCAAAAUAUUCUAUAUAUAUAUACAAAAAUUAAUUAAUAAACAAAUUAUAUUUAAAUUAAAUAAUUAAUAAUAACGACAAAAACAACAACAACAACUAAACAAGAAUUAUACCAAAGAUUAAAUAACAAAAUGCUUAUUCCAAUACCGAAAGAAAGAAAUAAAAUAAAAAAACAUAAGAAAUAAAUAAAUGAAACAAAAAUAUAUAAAAUAUAACACCACAAAUUAAUAAAAAAAAACACAAUCUCUCUCUCCAUUAUUUGUUUCACUUCAAUUUGGCCCAGAUCUAUGCAGCAAAUUAAAUUGAUCUCCUCUUAAGACAGUUCAAUUUAACCGAAACCGAAGUAAAAAUGCUUU